This is a messenger RNA of Humulus lupulus (European hop), 1875 nucleotides long. RefSeq names its product interactor of constitutive active ROPs 4. NCBI's taxonomy places the organism in Eukaryota, Viridiplantae, Streptophyta, Magnoliopsida, Rosales, Cannabaceae. The transcript is spliced from 3 exons. The record is from RefSeq and is a predicted model, not a curated record. The coding region runs from base 427 to 1563 and encodes 378 amino acids.
UAAUUCAAACUUCAAACUCCUCUCUGUCUCUCUCUAGGUCUCACUCUCUUCUAUGCCACUUUCUCUUUCUAGCUUAUACAGCUUCUGGGCUAUAUUUAUGUUUUUUUUUACCGCCUAGCCUUUGUGUUUCAAAAAAAGCUGUCAAUUUAUUACACUAUUUCCCAGUCCCACUACUAUUUUCCUUCUAGCAACCCCAUAAACACAGUCUCCCCACCACUCCUAGGCAACUUGGUUAUCCUUGGCUGCUGAGUAGUUUCAUUCAUCUUUACUUGUGAUUUCAAUGCAGCAACUCUGAAUCUCUGAUGAUACCGCUGCAUUUUUAAGAUCAAUUUAGCCACUGUGAUGUUACUGUGGUGCUGUUUGCAUUAAAAGAUUACACGCUUCUGAGUCAUUGAUUCUACUCUCGUUCAAUAUCAGUAUAACCAAAUGCCGAGAUCAAGGGGGUCGGAAGUGAGUCAAAGGUCAUCUGCUCGAGUCCCACCGCAUCUCAGGACUUCAAGUUCUGAUUCAGAUCCUCUGCAUCACCGGCCAAUUACUGACCGGAGUCCAAAGCUAUUGGACCGUCGUUCCCCAAGAGGCACACAAUCUGAACCUGUAACUCAGAAGAAAUUUGGCACACGCAUUGCUGAUUUAGAAUCACAACUUGGGCAGGCACAAGAAGAACUAAAGAAUCUCAAAGAGCAGCUGGCGUCUGCUGAGGCUGCAAAGAAAGAAGCCCAAGAACAGUUGGAGAAAAAAAUUGAGAAACCAAUAGUUCCAGAGGAGGAGAUCCUAGAGAAGCAUCCCCCAAAGGGGACACAAAAAUUGAAUGAAAGAGAUAGCAGUCCCUCGGAUGAAGUUGUGGAUGAUAACCAGCAGGAAACUGAUGUUUUUGAGGUUCCAGUGGAGAAAAUGACAGUUGAACCCAAAGUUGAAACUAGCCAACUCACUGAAGAGGUUCAGAAAGGCAGCAAACUAGUUGACAUUUCUACUGAACCUCCACCUGCAUUGGAGCUAGAAAAGUCAACCCUGAAAGAGUUGGCUCUAAAGGAUGAUGAGAUAAAUCUGCUGAGAGCCAAAUUAGAAGAGAAGGAAAAGGAAGUGAAUGUUUUUGGUCAAGAAAAUGAAAACCUGAAGAACCAGCUGGAGGAAGCUACUUCAAAGAUCUCAUCUGCUCAAACCAAGGAAGAGGAAAUGACCCUGAGGUUGAGUCAACUUGGAGAAGACCUGGAAACAAGUAAAUUGAGUGCAGCUCAACUGAAUGAGCAGCUGAAAUCCGUGGAAGCAGCCAAGGAGGAACUGGAGACUGAGAUGAAGAAGAUAAGAGUGCAGACAGAGCAGUGGAAAAAAGCAGCAGAUGCUGCAGCAGCUGUUCUCGCCGGCGGCAUGGACAUGAAUGGGAGGAUCUCUGAGAGGUGUGGCUCCAUGGACAAGCACUUCGGUGGUAGCUUUGAGACACAAGCUGGUGGCUUUGGAGGUUUCAUGGGGUCGCCUGAUUUGGAUGAUGGUUUCAGCAGUGGAAAACGAAAGGGUUCUGGGAUAAAAAUGUUCGGAGAUUUGUGGAGGAAGAAAGGCCAGAAAUAGCGAUGAUCAUCCAUGUUUCCGAUAAUAAUGAAUCAGUUUCUUACUGUUUCAUGUUAUAUUAGUAGGCAUUUGUAUUAAUUCUGUCAGUUAUAUCAAGUUCUUGGCUCCUCCUUCUAGGCUUGUAUUAUCGUUUAUUCAGCUCUUAUGCGGUACAAUGGUACUUGGAAGUUAAAUUUAUGGUAAGGUGAGGAAUCCCUUAUUUGAAAGAAGGGACAUUUUGGUGCACCCUUGCCUACAUACGGUUCUGGUCUAUGAUCAUCAUUGUAGUUUUCUACACAAUGUUAAGUUGGAGCUUUAGUAUCAGUUCUCGCA